GCCGGCCCGGGCCGGCGGACUCGCUCCCUCCCUCGCGUCCCCCCCGCCCCGCCCCAUCCCGCGCGCCCACCGUUCUCCCGGCUCCCCGGGGCCAAGCAUGUAGCCCGCGUCGGGCACCAGGGCCGCCCGCAGCUCACGCCCGCCCCCCGCCGUCGCGUGUGCCGGGUGCGCGGCGCGGGCGACCCAGCCAGCGAGCGGCCUGCCCCGCCGCCGGAGCCCGCCCCUCGGGCCUCCCUCCCGCCCCGUCCCGGGCGCCCUCCGCGGGGCCUUCUAUAUGGGCCACCUCCUCUCGAAGGAGCCGCGUAACCGCCCGAGCCAGAAGAGGCCUCGCUGCUGCAGCUGGUGCCGCCGCCGGCGCCCCCUGCUCAGACUGCCCCGCCGGGCCCCGGCCAAGGCGGCCCCGCGGCCCGCGGCGCCCCGGAGCCGGGACUGCUUCUUCCGCGGGCCCUGCAUGCUCUGCUUCGUCGUGCACAGCCCCGGCGCGCCCGCCCCCGCCGGCCUAGAGGAGGAGCCGCCGCUGUCGCCGCCGCCGCGGGACGGGGGCCUCGCCGCCGCCGCCGCCUCCCCGCAGCACCUGGCGCGGCGCUACGCGGCCCUGGCCGCCGAGGACUGCGCCGCCGCCGCCCGCCGCUUCCUGCUGUCCUCGGCCGCCGCCGCCGCCGCCGCCGCCGCCGCCUCGUCGCCCGCGUCCUGCUGCAAGGAGCUGGGGCUGGCCGCCGCCGCCGCCGCCGCCUGGGAGCAGCAGGGCCGGAGCCUCUUCCUGGCCGGCGUGGGGCCCGUGCGCUUCCUGGGGCCGCCGGCCGCCGUGCAGCUCUUCCGGGGGCCGCCGCCGCCGCCGCCGCCGCCGCCGCCGCAGGCCGAGCCGCCCGCGGUCCUCGAGAUGGUUUGCAAGCGGAAGGGGGCCGGGGUCCCCGCCUGCACCCCCUGCAAGCAGCCCCGCUGCGGCGGCGGCGGCGGGGGCUGCGGCGGGGGCGGCGGCGGCGGCGGGGGAGGGCCCGCGGGGGGAGGGGCCUCGCCGCCGCGGCCGCCCGACGCCGGCUGCUGCCAGGCCCCGGAGCAGCCCCCGCCGCCGCUCUGCCCGGCGCCCGCCUCUCCCGCCUCCGAGUGCGGCCCCGCCGAGGCUGCCGGGGACGACGUCCGAGCCGGGGGCACCGCCCCCUCGUCCGCCCAGCCGCAGCCUGAGUGUGGCGAAGCGGACUGUCAGGAGCCCCCCGAGAACCCCUGCGACUGUCACAGGGAGCCGCCCCCCGACAUCCCAGACAUCAACCAACUGCCGCCGUCCAUCCUGCUUAAGAUAUUUUCCAAUUUGUCCCUGGAUGAGCGCUGCCUUUCUGCAUCGUUGGUUUGCAAGUACUGGCGUGACCUUUGUUUAGAUUUCCAGUUCUGGAAGCAGCUAGACCUUAGUAGUCGUCAGCAGGUUACUGAUGAAUUAUUGGAAAAAAUUGCAUCCAGAAGCCAGAAUAUAAUUGAAAUCAACAUUUCUGAUUGUCGCAGUAUGUCUGAUACUGGCGUGUGUGUUCUAGCAUUUAAGUGUCCUGGACUUCUUAGGUAUACAGCCUACAGGUGUAAACAGCUUUCUGACACCUCCAUUAUUGCUGUCGCCUCCCACUGCCCUUUACUGCAGAAAGUGCAUGUAGGCAACCAGGACAAACUAACUGAUGAAGGACUCAAACAGCUGGGCUCAAAAUGCAGAGAACUGAAAGAUAUCCAUUUUGGCCAGUGUUACAAGAUCUCCGAUGAAGGCAUGACUGUCAUAGCUAAGGGCUGCCUGAAGUUACAAAGGAUAUACAUGCAGGAAAACAAAUUAGUGACAGACCAGUCAGUGAAGGCCUUUGCUGAGCACUGCCCUGAACUCCAGUAUGUUGGUUUCAUGGGCUGUUCAGUUACUUCCAAAGGAGUCAUUCACCUCACCAAGCUGAGAAACCUUUCCAGCUUGGACCUCCGUCAUAUCACUGAACUCGAUAAUGAAACUGUGAUGGAAAUCGUCAAGAGGUGCAAAAACCUGAGCUCUCUGAACCUCUGUCUGAACUGGAUCAUAAAUGACAGGUGUGUGGAGGUCAUUGCAAAGGAGGGACAAAACCUGAAAGAGCUGUACUUGGUGUCCUGUAAAAUCACCGAUUAUGCACUGAUAGCCAUUGGGCGAUACAGCGUGACGAUAGAGACCGUGGAUGUUGGAUGGUGUAAAGAAAUCACUGAUCAAGGAGCCACCCUGAUCGCACAGAGCAGCAAAUCCCUGAGAUACUUGGGCCUGAUGAGAUGUGAUAAAGUCAAUGAAGUGACAGUAGAGCAGCUGGUACAGCAGUACCCCCACAUCACCUUCAGCACGGUUCUGCAGGACUGCAAGAGGACCUUGGAGAGAGCCUACCAGAUGGGCUGGACCCCCAAUAUGUCUGCCGCCACCUCCUAACACUCUUGCCCAUGCCUGGGCCUACUCAGGUCGUUGAGCAGGGUGGAGAAGUGGGGUGCUAGAACAGGGAGUCUUUGGGAAAGGUCUUAACCAUCACCUGUCUGUGUCUGUACCCAAGAAUUCUGUUUGUGUCUCGUUUGCAUACUGCACAGCGUAAGCAUGCUUGUUCGCUAUGUCCAGGUGAGCUGGCUUGUCUUCCUAAAAACGGAAGAUUGAGAAAACCACAAACGUCUUGUUUUCUAAUUCAAACGUUUAUUUCUUUUAAAAAGACUUAUGAAAUCUCAAGUGAGAAAACUUUGAGCUUCUAAGUUCUGCCACAUCUUGGAGAUGCUCACAAAAGGCUGUCUUUUGUGAUGGGAAAUGUAUACUUUUGUUGAGACUAGAACAGAAGUAAUACUGUUCUAACUAGAAGCCUGGUACCCCUCAAAAUCUGGGAGUAUGCACCCACAGUCCCACCCUUGGGUACUGCCGUGCCUGUGCACACAUGCUAGGCCAGUUUCUUGGUAAAUUAUUUCCUGACAGAGGGACUUUCCUGGGUUGUGGAGGAAGCAUGCAGUCUGCUCUGGCUGUGCCUAACUCACCGUGCCCACAGGCGGUCAGCUUGCUGUCUUGUGGGUUCCCUAGGAACCAGAGAGGAGAAAGCCUUUUGUAAAUUUGUAUAUGGAGGCAACAGCCCGAAGUCCCCUGGCCAGCUCACAGAGGUUAGCUAUUCAUUAUUCUGUAAAUGCACUCUGUUAAGUGAUAAAUGUUUUAGUUGGUUUUAUGUUAACACUGUGCUAGCUUUUACUUAGUGGAUAAUUACUGCUCCCGAUGUAUUUUAAUGACAUUUGGGGCUAAUCUUAGCAUUAUCCACAUAGAAGCCACAAAUGUAAUUAAUGGUGUGCAGUUAUUUUAAAAAUUUUACAGAUCAUUUCAUUAUUUUGGUAAUUAUGAAAAUAUAUUCGGAGGUGGGGUAGUCCUAUUGAUAGAAGAUUAAUGAAUGAGAUGUAAGUAGGCAAUCUUCCUAUUGAUUUUCUUCUCUUGCUUUGGGACUUAGAGCAGGUUUUUUGAAUAUAUGCAUGUUAUAUUUUGAAUAGUUCUGACUCUACUGCAAAGAUCUACUGUUAGCUAAUGUAUGAGUUAAGGAGAGAAUUUAGAAAAUCUGUUCAUUAAGAUUCUGUUUACACUUGCCAGAAAUAAGUAUUUUAGUUUAAUUAAAUAUUACCAGCUUUUAGUUAUGUCAGUACCUCUCAGAAAAUGAGUAUAUUUUUUGAUUUCACACAUCUUUACAGUUAAUUCCUUGUAGGGACUCAGGCUCUAGUAACCUCUCCUGUCUAGAUUUAUAAUCAGGCAGCAGAGAGCCUUUUUAAGCUAAAGAGUGAUUAUCUUUCAUAGUAGGAGAAGCAAAACUUUGACUUUUGAACUUGCUAUUUAUUCUCCCCUUAUGUGGUCUUUGGUCUUUACCAAUUAUAAUGAGGUUUGAGUUUAUUUCCUAUAAAUUCCAACAUUGCUGAAUGAUACUAGCUGUAAGAAGCAGAAAGCAGCCUUACAUUUGAAUGCUAUUUACAUAUGUAUAAUGACUUCUUUUCUGUAGAAAAUGUUUGUUUCCCUUGAAUAUGUAAGCAUGCCUCAGAUUAUGGCAUUUUUUGUUUCAGUCCCAAUCAGUUAAAAAAUCUACUGAGAAAGUACCAAGAAUGCUUUUUUCGUAAUCAAACGGGUUGUAGUUUAAUUUGGAGGGAAUGAAAAUUGUUUAAGAAAGAGCUGUUUACCAUUAGAAAACUACAUUUCUUCUUAUACAUUGAAUUGUAUCAUUUUAUAUCCAUUCUCCAUACUAAAAAAAAAAGUUAUUUCAUAAUAUUUUAACUGGUUUUUAACCCAAAACUAAUUUAUAAGACAGUAUGUAUAGUAAUAGUAGCUUGAGUGAAUAAACAAAAGCUUAAUUUUUAUAUAUGUCACACUAUAUUUUAAAUAGUUACAAAAGAAGGGAAAUCCACCUUUGAUACAGAUGGUACAGUUUCAGUUCAAAGUUGUAAUAAUCUUUAGAGUGUUGCAGUUUAGUUGUCAAUGGUUUCAGAGUGUAAAAUUGAUUUUUUAAACGUCGCAUUCUUGGAACCUAAAGUCCAGCACUCUAACAUGCUUUAGCUUGGGGGUGGGGAGCUGCACUUACUCUCUAAGAUGCUGACUAAUACAGAAAGCCUGAUGCAACAGAACCCGGAAAAUGGCUUUGGUUCAUUUGUAGAAAUCUGUAGAAAUAUCAUAUGCAGCCUCAAAGCAUUAAUCUUAAAAAGCAGCCAAGAAAAGCAUCACCUCGGGUGAUCCUGUAGAGGGUGUUGAAUGUGCUCUCAUUAGAUGCUUUGAAAUGAGGCUUAAAAUACUUUUUCUGGGCAAUAUAGUCCCUUUUUCUGCUUAGACUGUCAUAAAUACAUGUGAACACAUUUAAUGCAGGGCUUUUUAUCCUCUCCAAAUGUCAACAGUAUUUUCAGAAUAAAGCCUAUGAAACACAUUGCUGUCGUGGAAAAAUUCUGGUCUUUGGUCUUUAAUGUCCUUUUGAGUGAAUUAAAAAAAAAAAUUCACCCAGUUUGUAGUUUCUAUAUUUCUGUGAAUCUUUUGACCUUGCAAUGGGUUGCAAUAAAAGAGAAACAAAACUCCA
Messenger RNA from Meriones unguiculatus (Mongolian gerbil), 5036 nucleotides. It is a transcript of the gene Fbxl17, whose product is annotated as F-box and leucine rich repeat protein 17. The record is from RefSeq and is a predicted model, not a curated record. NCBI's taxonomy places the organism in Eukaryota, Metazoa, Chordata, Mammalia, Rodentia, Muridae. Gene Ontology annotation, molecular function: protein binding. Gene Ontology annotation, cellular component: SCF ubiquitin ligase complex. Gene Ontology annotation, biological process: SCF-dependent proteasomal ubiquitin-dependent protein catabolic process.